UAUCGAGAUGUCUGCUUAAUACAUUCCAAAUGCAAAUUAUCCAAAGUAAGUUCUGUUCCUAACACAGCUUAUCCUUUUGCCAUUGGACCAAGAUGCCAUUUUGCUCCUGAGUGUCCUCAGUAGUGACUGUGCCUUUCCGGAUAAUACAGGUUCAGUCCAGAAAAUUAACUUGUCCGUGGUCAUCCGGUUGUUAAAAGUCAAGUGAACAUCUAGACACAAGCUUUGAACAAAAUUUUACAGCCUACCCACAUAAUAAAAGAAAUUUCAAGGAAGACACUAGAAGAGAUGUCAGAAGAUUCAGAAGAAGAUGACUAUUCAGAUAGAAGUAUCAGUGAUGACGAUGAGCUGGAUGAGGAUUCAUUCAUGAAAUUUGUAAGUGAUGAUAUUCAUCAGUGUACACUACUAGCAGCUGAUUCUAUUGGUGACCCAUUCUUCCCUCGGACUACACAGAUUUUAUUGGAGUAUCAGCUAGGAAGAUGGGUACCACGCCUUCGAGAACCACGAGAUUUAUAUGGUGUCUCUUCUUCUGGUCCACUGAGCCCAACACGGUGGCCAUACCACUGUGAGGUCAUUGAUGAAAAAGUCCAGCAUAUUGAGUGGACUCCUUUUGUUCCUGAGCCAGUAUAUAUCCCAACAGGCCUGGAAAUAGAACCUGUUUACCCAAACUCCAAGGAAGAUACUGUGGUUUAUCUAGCUGAAGAUGCUUACAAAGAGCCCUGUUUUGUGUAUUCCCGAGUUGGGGGUAACCGAACAUCCUUGAAACAACCUGUGGAUAACUGUGACAACACGUUGGUGUUUGAAGCAAGGUUUGAGAGUGGUAAUCUACAGAAGGUAGUCAAAGUUGCAGAUUAUGAAUACGAGUUGACUGUGCGCCCAGACCUCUUCACAAAUAAGCACACUCAGUGGUACUAUUUCCAGGUUACUAAUACCCAAGCAGAAAUAGUCUACAGAUUCACUAUUGUCAACUUUACCAAGCCUGCUAGUCUUUACAAUCGGGGUAUGAGGCCACUCUUCUAUUCUGAAAAAGAGGCCAAAACCCAUAACAUUGGCUGGCAAAGAAUAGGAGACCAAAUCAAGUAUUAUAAAAAUAAUCUUGGGCAAGAUGGGCGCCAUUUUUUUUCUCUUACAUGGACGUUUCAGUUUCCACAUAGCAAGGAUACUUGCUACUUUGCUCACUGCUAUCCAUACACUUACUCCAACCUUCAAGAAUACCUUUCUGGCAUCAACAGUGACCCAGUAAGAUCAAAGUUUUGUAAAAUACGUGUCUUGUGUCACACACUUGCUAGGAAUAUGGUGUAUGUCUUGACAAUAACUACUCCCUUAAAGAGUAGUGAAUCAAAGCGCAAGGCUGUGAUUUUGACUGCAAGGGUCCAUCCAGGAGAAACCAACAGCUCUUGGAUCAUGAAAGGCUUCCUAGAUUAUAUUUUAGGAGACUCAAGUGAUGCACGCUUGCUUCGGGACACUUUCAUCUUCAAGGUGGUACCCAUGCUGAAUCCAGAUGGCGUGAUUGUGGGAAAUUAUCGAUGUUCCUUAGCUGGACGGGAUUUAAACCGUAAUUACACAUCUCUCCUGAAGGAGUCUUUCCCUUCUGUUUGGUAUACAAGGAACAUGAUCAAUAGGUUAAUGGAAAAACGGGAGGUUAUUUUAUAUUGUGAUCUUCAUGGCCACAGUAGGAAACAGAACAUCUUCAUGUAUGGUUGUGAUGGUAGCAGCAGAUCCAAAACGAAAGGAUUAUACUUACAGCAACGGAUCUUCCCACUCAUGCUAAGCAAAAAUUGCCCAAAUAUAUUUUCCUUCUCAGCUUGCAAGUUUAACGUUCAGAAGAGCAAAGAAGGGACAGGAAGGGUUGUAAUGUGGAAGAUGGGCAUCAGGAACAGCUUCACACUGGAGGCCACCUUCUGUGGAUCUACUCUGGGUAAUAAACGAGGCACUCAUUUUAGCACGAAAGACUUAGAGUCGAUAGGAUAUCAUUUUUGUGAUUCUCUAUUGGACUACUGUGAUCCUGACCGGAGCAAAUAUUAUCAGUGCCUGAAAGAAUUAGAAGAAAUGGAAAAACAUAUGAACUUCGACAGAGCCUUUGAUGAUUCAGAUUCUCUAGUAGAAAUUUCUUUGGAUGUAGAGUCUAGUAGUCGAGGCUCUGACAGCUCAGAGUCCAAUGAUACUCAGACUUAUCUUCUCAAGGUGACCUCUCAGGAAAGAAACAAGAAAAAGUAUCUGAAAACAAAGGGGCAAAGAAAUGCCAUCCUAGCAAACUGCCAGAAUAGCACACAAGAGGUUUAUGGCAAAGAACUUUUACUCCAAAGACAUGAAGAAUCAAAUUCUGAUGGGAAAGAUCUAAGGCCAAAUGUACCAGAUAUUUAUGUGGCUCACUGUUUCAGAAGAUCAUUGCCUAACCAAGGCUUGGUGAAAAUUCCUAGACAAAGGUUUUAUCCCCGAAAAACACAGUCCAGCUCCCGACAUAUGAUUAAAAGUCUUAACAAAGACCAUCGGACAUAUAUUUUAGAAACUUGUAAGAAUCCAAUCCAGGAAGUUCAGUCCAGAGGAAUCGAUAUAUAUGAAAGUUGUUUCAAAGUGGCAUCCUUGAAAUGUCCUAUGAACAAAAAACCUUCAAAUUGGACUGAAAACAUAAGGAUACCAACAGAGUCACAUCACCAAUUGAAAAGCAAAGCAAAACAAUGCACAUCUUUCCAAAGCAAGAGGACUGGCACGAAUUGGACAGAUGAUGAGAAACGAAUUUACAGGGAUAAAAGAAUAGCACGGACUCAGGAAAUAUUACAGUAUUUACUCCCUAUCGUGGAGUCCUCUCAAAACAUAAGAUCUACUCAAAUGAAUGAUCUAGUCAAUCCGAGAGCCGACCUCCAACAUCAACUUAUUCCAACUGCUUGUAUAAAUAGAAGAAGAUACAGCACACCUUGGACACCAACCAGAAACCUCCCUUUUAAAACCCAAAGGAAUCUUAUGACACACACCUCCAAAUGGCUCCAGUCUGUACCCCAGGGGUCAUUUGAAAGCUUGUCACCUCUCUGCAAUCUUCAGAAGAGGACAAAACAUUUUGAAUUCUGGACCAAAAAGGCUAAGGAUGUGCAGCUCGCCACCAGCAAAUGGAAGACUGUGCCCUCAAGUUCUAACAUGGAUGCAAAUAUCAGGGGUAACGGUCUUCUUCAGCCUAGAGAGCCCACCAUGAGGAGUUCUGAGCAGAGAAUUCCUUACCUAACCAAAAGCAGCAAGGAACCCAGUGAGACUGAUGUCCCACUCACCUUCCAGCUCAAGUUCCACAGGAACCAUUAGCUGGGCUGAAAGGUCCUCCAAGAACUCUGGCUGAGGAAGAUGUGCAGCCCCCUCCCAAGCCUUCCCCUCCCCCUUCACAUGCAUGGGUGGCUAUUGUACUACUGAGUUUUACUAAUCCCAACUUCCUUAGAGGAAACAUCUUUCAGAGAUUUUAAAAAUCCAGAGAAAAUAUAGAAAAGCUUAAAACACAUAUUUAAUUUGUAUCAACAUGGGAAAGAGCUCGAAACUUUUGAAACGUUUGAUUUCUUCCAAAUUAUGUCUGCAUAUAAUGCCCAAAAAUUCAGACUUCAAGAAAGGAAAGGCAUGCACUAUUAAUGAUUUUAGUCUAUUAGUCACUUUGAUGAGUAGGCAGCCAAUAUCAUUUCCUGCAUUUCUUUUAUAUAGUAGUUGUACUAGAAAGCACAGGAAAAAUAAAAUUAUUUCUCACCCUAAAAGAUCAUCAUAUAAUUGUUCCUGUGAAUAUACUUGCAAGCUGGGCAUGAUGGCAUAUACUAGCAAUCCCAGAACUUGGGAGGAGGAGGCAGAAGGAUCAGGGACUCGAAAUUAGCUUAGGCAACAUUUAAAAACAAGAUAAUAAGUCCUAAUACUACCUGACUAGGAAUGCAUAGUACAACACUAAUUUGUGUACCUCUGGGUGAUAAAAUAGCACAUAUUAAAAGACACUACUUGCACAGACCACAAAAGAUGAAACCAAAUGACAUGGAAAUACAUUAUGGUUCCAAAGUCAUUUUACCACUCAUAAUUAAGCAAUGUUAGAAGUCCUAAUUCUUCCAGAGUCAGCGAAGACACACCUACAGCCAUUUCUUCAAGGGGAUACUCAGGAACAAGUCCUACACCUCAUAUUUGUCAUAAGGUGGUGAGCACUUGGGCCCCGGGGGGUGCAAGCUACAAUCCCAUCUGCAUAGGAGCCUGACUCAGGAAGAUCACAAGUUCAACGCUUGCCUGGGCUACAGUGUGAGUUCAAGAGCUGCCUCAGCGACUUAAUGGAAUUUUGUCUCUAACCAAAAGGCUAAACAAAGAGGAGGGAAAUUGAGCCUGUAGCUCAGUGAGAGAACUACAUGCCUAGUGUGGGAAAGUCCUAGUUCACACUUCAGGAUCACACAAAUAAAACUACAGGGAGCUCGAGGAGGGGAUCCUGCAGCAUGUGCUAAGGAGUGAGUGUAGGCGCCGGUUCUCAAAGAGCUCUCUAGGUUUCUCACUAAAAAUUCUCACAUUGGUAACUAACACCAUGGUAAAGUACAAGCUCUCAAAAGCCUCUUGUCCUUGCUCUCAUAAAUUGAGGAAAACCUAAACUUGGUGGAAAUCUAAGUUGUUAAAUGGACACUUGCUAUAUAAAACUUCAAUUGUAUAAAAGUUG
Mastomys coucha (southern multimammate mouse) is the source of this 4645-nucleotide messenger RNA. It is a transcript of the gene Agbl3, whose product is annotated as ATP/GTP binding protein like 3. Bases 286 to 3288 code for a protein of 1000 amino acids. Gene Ontology annotation, molecular function: zinc ion binding; metallocarboxypeptidase activity. The transcript has 20 exons. Gene Ontology annotation, biological process: proteolysis. NCBI's taxonomy places the organism in Eukaryota, Metazoa, Chordata, Mammalia, Rodentia, Muridae. The record is from RefSeq and is a predicted model, not a curated record.